Ustilaginoidea virens is the source of this 216-nucleotide messenger RNA. RefSeq lists its product as uncharacterized. The transcript has a single exon. The record is from RefSeq and is a predicted model, not a curated record. The coding region runs from base 1 to 216 and encodes 71 amino acids. NCBI's taxonomy places the organism in Eukaryota, Fungi, Ascomycota, Sordariomycetes, Hypocreales, Clavicipitaceae.
AUGGAGGGGAAGUGGGAUGGGGAUGGGGAUGGGGAUGGGGAUGGCGCGGAUGGCGGCACUGGCUGGCCACAGCGGCAGUCCGGGCAGACAGCGCACCGCAGACAGACGGCCUUGAACUGCAAAAUGCGCUGCCAAACACCACGAAGCGGGCGGGCUGGAGCUUUGUGUGCGGAGGACAGGCGAGAGAAGCACGUUGACGUUGACGUUGACGCUUGA